ACCACUUCGGGCCGGCUCCCGGCGACGCCCUCAGAGGGGCGGCCCUGCGCUUGGAGCCCAAGCACCCGCGAGCCACCCCACGCCCCCGGGCGUUCCCACUCCGCCGGGAGGGGCGGCGCAGAGCCAGGGCACCCAGGGAGUCCCGGGCGCCGCUAACCGCCUUGAGCAGUUUUGCGCGCGGGGGCUCCCCACGCGCCCGCGCCCGGCUGCAGGAGCGGCGGCGAGAUGGCGGCGCGUGUCGGCCUCCUGCUGCGCGCCCUGCCGCUACUGCUGUGGGGCGGCCUGGACGCCCAGCUCUCCGAGCGCGGAGGCCAGGAGCUGCGCAGGGAGGCGGAGGCAUUCCUGGAGAAGUACGGAUAUCUCAAUGAGCAGGUCCCCAAAGACCUCACCGCGGCAAGAUUCAGCAACGCCAUCAGGAAGUUCCAGUGGGUAUCUCAGCUGCCCAUCAGCGGCGCGCUAGACCCUGCCACCCUGCGCCAGAUGAUGCGGCCCCGCUGUGGGGUGGCAGACACAGACAGUCAGGCGGCCUGGACUGAGAGGGUUAGUGCCCUGUUCGCCGGACGCCGGGCCAAAAUGAGGCGUAAGAAACGCUUUGCAAAGCAAGGCAGCAAGUGGUACAAGCAGCUCCUCUCCUACCGCCUGGUGAACUGGCCACAGCACCUCCCGGAACCGGCAGUUCGCGGGGCCGUGCGUGCCGCCUUUCAACUGUGGAGCAACGUCUCAGCGCUGCAGUUCUGGGAGGCUCCAGCCACAGUCCCCGCUGACAUUCGCCUCACCUUCUUCCAAGGGGACCACAACGAUGGGCUGGGCAAUGCCUUUGAUGGCCCAGGGGGCGCCCUGGCGCACGCCUUCCUGCCCCGCCGGGGCGAAGCGCACUUCGACCGCGACGAGCGCUGGUCCCUGAGCCGCCGCCGCGGGCGCAACCUGUUCGUGGUGCUGGCGCACGAGAUCGGCCACACGCUCGGCCUGCCGCACUCGCCUGCGCCGCGCGCGCUCAUGGCGCCAUACUACAAGAGGCUGGGCCGCGACGCGCUGCUCAGCUGGGACGACGUGCUUGCCGUGCAGGGCCUGUAUGGGAAGCCCCAGGGGGGCUCCGUGGCCAUCCAGCUCCCAGGAAAACUGUUCACUGACUUUGAGGCCUGGGACCCCCACAGACCACAGGGAAGGCGCCCCGAAAUUCAGGGUCCUAAAUAUUGCCACUCUUCCUUUGAUGCCAUCACUGUAGAUGGGCAACAGAGACUGUACAUUUUUCAAGGAAGCCACUUCUGGGAGGUGUCCGCGGAUGGCAAUGUCUCAGAGCCACGCCCACUACAGGAAAAGUGGGCGGGGCUGCCCCCCCACAUUGAGGCUGCUGCCGUAUCAUUGGACAGUGGAGACUUCUACUUCUUCAAAGGGAGCCGAUGCUGGAGGUUCCGGGGCCCCAAGCCAGUGUGGGGUUCACCACAGCUGUGCAGGGCAGGGGGCCUGCCCCGCCACCCCGACGCCGCCCUCUUCUUCCCUCCUCUGGGCCGACUCGUCCUCUUCAAGGGUGCCCGUUACUACGUGCUGGCCCCAGACGGACUGCAGGUGGAGCCCUACUACCCCCGAGGCCUGCGGGACUGGGGUGGUGUCCCCGAGGAGGUCAGCGGUGCCCUGCCACGGCCGGACGGUUCAAUCAUCUUCUUCAGAGAUGACCGCUACUGGCGCCUUGACCAGGCCAAACUACGGGUGACCACCUCGGGCCGCUGGGCCGCAGAGCUGCCCUGGAUGGGCUGCUGGCAUGCCAAUUCGGGGGGCGCCCUCUUCUGAUGCUCCCACCCCUUAGUGAAUUGCUGGUGCCCUCAUGGCCGUGUAUCCUCUGCCCCAGGAGAAGGACCUGUCUUGGAAGCCUCCGAGCCUCCCUGCACAAGACCAGGCAGGAAAGUUGGCAUUUGUGCCCUGGAGAAUGGCUUUGUGCUCUUCAGACAUCGAUCUUUAUGGGAUCAAUCCAAGGAGAAACCAGAAAGGGUCUCCAACGCUACAGCCCUUCCCCUGAAGGACUCUCCUCCCCAAGCCUUAGGGAUUUUGUUUCUUCUGCUAAAGGUACACUUCUGUCUGGGAGGCAACAGCACUGGGCAGCUAGGGAGGGUGCAGAACUUGAUGGAGAGGUUGGCAAGACUUCGCAAGACUGUCUCCUUCCUCUCAGGACCUCCUGGCUCAGUUUUUGGAGAAUUGUGUCUUUUUAAAUGAGAAGCCUCACCCCAGGAAACUUGGGUGGGUUGGGUGCAAGGAUUUCCAACCUCAGAGUGCCUUGGGGGUAAUAGUGGGAGGUCAGCACCCGGAGCAAGAGGGAGACUGAUGCAGGCCUGCUGGGCGCCAUUUGGGGGGGUGCUGAAAUAAAGUGGAGCUCCCAGCUUGUGGGCCCCAAAGCAGG
Neogale vison (American mink) is the source of this 2392-nucleotide messenger RNA. RefSeq names its product matrix metallopeptidase 28 (gene MMP28). Lineage: Eukaryota; Metazoa; Chordata; Mammalia; Carnivora; Mustelidae. Gene Ontology annotation, molecular function: metalloendopeptidase activity; zinc ion binding. Gene Ontology annotation, cellular component: extracellular matrix. Bases 226 to 1788 code for a protein of 520 amino acids. Gene Ontology annotation, biological process: collagen catabolic process; proteolysis; extracellular matrix organization. The transcript has 8 exons. The record is from RefSeq and is a predicted model, not a curated record.